GUCCGUAUGUGGAAAUGUAAAAACCUCUAUUAGUUUUACGGAAAUGACAUGAAAAUGCCUAAUUUAAGCCAUUCACACGCCAAUAUGAAGUGCAAAACACACAAUUUGCCAUGUCAGCAUGUAGUAUUUAUGAGAUACGUUUCUGCCAAGUUGAAGUGUCUAUUUAGUCAUUUGUUAAGUACGUGUCUAACUUACAAAUCGUGCCAACUUUAAGGGACUAUCUAGGUAAUAAGCCUACUAUAUUCUAAUCAAUCUUCGAGGGCUCAGUCUCAAGGUGUAAUUGUGGGGCGCGUAUAUGUGGAAAUGUAAAAACCACUAAUAUGUUGAAUGUUUUUACGGAAAAAACAAGAGAAUCCCUAAGUUAAGCUAUUCACGCGGCAAUAUGAAGUGCAAAACGCACAAUUUGCCUUGUUAGCAUGGAGUAUUUUGAGACACAUUUCUGCCAAAUUGAAGUGUCUAUUUGGUCAUUUGUUAAUUUUAAUCUCUAACUUACAAAUCGUGCCAACUUUAAGGCUAUCUUCUAAUCAAUCUUCGAGGGCAUAGGCUCGUGUAAUUGUGGGAUCCGAUGUGGAAAUGUCAAAACCACUAUUAUUUUUAGGGAAAUAACAUGAAAAUGCCUAAAUUAAGCCGUUCACGCGCCAAUAUGAAGUGCAAAACACACAAUUUGCCAUGUCAGCAUGUAGUAUUUAUGAGACGCAUUUCUGCCAAGUUGAGUUGUCUGUUUGGUCAUUUGUUAAGUUUAAGUGUCUAACUUACAAAUCGUGCCAAGUUUGGGUCUAUCUAGGUAUUUAGCCUACUAUCUUCUAAUCAAUCAUCGAGAGCAUAGGCGCAAGGUGUAAUUGCUGGGCUCGUAUGUGGAAAUGUAAAGACCACUAACAUGGUUAAAUUUUGUAGGGGAAAAAAAUAAGAUGAAACCUAAUUUAACCUAUUCACAAGACAAUAUGAAGUACAAAACACACGAUUGCCAUGUUGGCAUGGAGUAUUUAUGAGACACAUUUCGGCCAAGUUGAGGUGUCUAUGUGGUAAUUUGUUAAGUUUAAGUGUCUAACUUACAAACUGUGCCAAGUUUAAGGGGCUAUAUAGAUAUUUAGCCUACUAUAUAAUCUUCGAGGGCUCGGGCUCAAGGGGGAAAGAGUUAGGUUAAAAUUGAGAUGGAUAUCAAUACUCUAGGUGUUCAAGGUACUGCAGCAGCCGUGGCUGUCGCUGGAUCUUUGGCCGGAGGAUUUUCAACAAGAACAUAUUUAGAUUCUACUGUUCAGAUGGGAAAUGCAAAUGCAGCUCAUUGGCAAGAGGAGGUUUACCAAAAGAUCAAGUAUAUGAGGGAGAUGUAUUUAUCAGUGCUCAAUAAGCUACACCACAAAAUUGCUUCUAUGGUGCAGCAGUAUGACUCUCUUCCUCAGUGUCCUCAACAUGAGCAAAUUGAAAAGCUCAAGAUGUUCAAGAUGUCACUGGAACGCAUUGUGCUUUUCUUGGGGCUUAACAAGCAUGAUAUUCAACUUGCUCACAAGGAGAAACUGUUUUCAGUUGAAAAGCACAUAAGUUUCUUUCUCAGUUCCAACAGGCCGCGCGAGUCUUCCAUGCAGCUUCAGCAACCACAGUCUCUUGAUGGUCAAACUGAUCCAUCGAUGCAACCCGCACAGGGUUCCAUGCCGGCAAUGCAACAGAACCAUCUCACCAACUUGCAACAUAAUUCCUUGUCUGGCAUAUUGACAAUUUCCAACUCUCAGCAGCAUAUGAUAAAUAUGGUACAACCUCGUUCCAUUGUGGAUUUGGGGCAGGGUAAUUCAUUGAACUCACUGCAACAGGCAUACCUCGGUUUCCUACAGCAAAAUUCAAACACCUUGCAACAGUCGCUUCCUAAACAGCACGAGCAGCAGAUGCAGCAGCAACUUUUUCAUAAACAGCAGUUAAUGCAACAGCAGCUGAUUGCACAGCAGAACCAACUGAUGGGCCAACAGAACACGAUGCCUGAUGUGCAGCAGAGGCUAGUGGGCCAACAGAAUAACUAUAACAGUCUGCACCAGCAGCAGCAGUUACUUAAUCAGCAAAACAACUUUCAAAAUAUGCAUCAGCAGCAGUCGGGCUCUCAAAGUAAUAUUGCUGGGGUCCAGCAGCAACAGUCGCUUCCUAAACAGCAUGAGCAGCAAAUGUUCCAGUACCACCAGCAGCAGCAACUUUUUCGUAGACAGCAGUUAAUGCAACAGCAGCAGGCAAAGCAACUGCAGCAGCAGUUGCCUGGAACGCAACAACCCGGUAACGCUGGCUUGACGUCUAAUCAGCACCCUAUCAAUAUGUUGCAACAAUCAAAAGUUCCUGUACAACAGCAAAUGCUGCAGAGUACUACGACCUUGUUACCAAGUCAAGAUUCUACAGCUCAGAUGGGAAAUGCAAAUGCAGCUGAUUGGCAGGAGGAGACUUACCAAAAGAUCAAUUCUAUGAAGGAGAUGUAUUUAUCAGAGGUCAAUGAUCUAUACCAGAGAAUUGCUUCUAAAGUGCAGCAGCAUGAUUCUCUUCCUCAUCGUCCUCAAAACGAGCAAAUUGAAAAGCUCAAGAUGUUCAAGAUGGCGCUGGAACGGGUUGUGCUUUACUUGCAGCUUAACAAGCAUGACAUUCAACUUUCUCACAAAGAGAAACUGCUUGCCGUUGAGAAACACAUAAGUUUCUUUCUUAGUGCCAAUAGUGGCAAACCUGCUUCUUCUCCACUACCGGGGCAACUUCCUGAGUCUUCCAUGCAGCAGCUGAUUGCACAUCAGACAAAUGUUGCAAAUCUCCAGCGGAACCAACUGAUGCAUCAACAGACGAAUCAAUUGGAAAUGGAAAUGCAACAGAGGCUUCAAACAUCAGCCCCCUUGCUUCAACAGCAGAAUGUAAUGGAACAGCAGAAGCAGCUAUAUCAACCACAAAGAGCCGCACCAGAAGCCUCAUCAAGUUAUGAAAACACAAAUUGCGCAUCUUUAGAUUCUACAGCUCAGAUGGGAAAUGCAAAUGCAGUUGAUUGGCAGGACGAGGUUUACCAAAAGAUAAAGUCUAUGAAGGAGAUGUUUUUAUCAGAGCUCAGUGAUCUAUACCAGAAAAUUGCUUCUAAAGUGCAGCAGCAUGAUUCUCUUCCUCAUCAUCCUCAAAACGAGCAAAUUGAAAAGCUCAAGAUGUUCAAGAUGACGCUGGAACGCAUUGUGCUUUACUUGCAGCUUAACAAGCAUGAAAUUCAACUUUCUCACAAGGAGAAACUGCUCUCGGUUGAGAAGCACAUAAGUUUCUUUCUUAGUGCCAAUAGGCCGCGCAAGCCUGCUUCUUCUCCACUACAGGGGCAACUUCCUCAGUCUUCCAUGCAUACAAGUCUGGCACAAAACACAUACGCACCAGACACCUAGGGUUGGUUCCGGUCAACAAGAUAUUGCUUCUGAGUCUGAUAGACUUCUGAAAUUGGUAGAUUAGAUGGUAGUUCUGGCGGACUAGGUUAUGGCAGUUUCGAUAUUACUAUCUCCCCAGACCCCACUUGUGGGACUACACUGGGUUUGUUGUUUUUGUUGUUGGUAUUGCUACUUAUGUUAUUAAUUGAUUGGGUUCAAGUGAUGAACGUUUAGCGCAUGCAGGGACGGAUUUACAUGGACGGGUAUGGGUUCACAUGAACUCAUGCACCCCUCCCUAGAUUAUGCAAAGUACUGCAAUUAUUCUGAUAAAUUAUUUAAAUUUUAUGUGGGAA
Lycium ferocissimum is the source of this 3703-nucleotide messenger RNA. Its product is annotated as mediator of RNA polymerase II transcription subunit 15a-like. The transcript is spliced from 13 exons. The record is from RefSeq and is a predicted model, not a curated record. NCBI's taxonomy places the organism in Eukaryota, Viridiplantae, Streptophyta, Magnoliopsida, Solanales, Solanaceae. Gene Ontology annotation, molecular function: transcription coactivator activity; chromatin DNA binding. Bases 1152 to 3371 code for a protein of 739 amino acids.